CCCGCCUUGGUUAUUACAUAUUUGUGCACCUCGGAAGAAUCAAUUUCACAGGAAAUGAAGUCAGCGUUAGUAGCCACCGCGGUGGCAUUUGUGCUCUGUCUGAGUGUGGAAACUUCCUUUGCUCAGAUCAUCAACAUCGGCCAAUGUCCCGAAGAUGUGGAAGUAGUGCAGAAUUUCGACGUGGAAGCCUAUCUAGGUCAAUGGUACGAAAUUUCCCGCUACGAACAAACCUUCCAACGCAACGGCGAGUGCACCCAAGCACACUACUCCGUGAACGAUGACGGAUCCGUUAGAGUGCAGAAUCGUCAGCUGGUUCCGCCUAGUUCACUGUUUGAACAGGAAAUUGGACGGGCUGUGAUUUCGUUCCCAGAUGAGGAUCCUCUGCAGGCCAAGCUGAACGUUAGUUUCGGUGGAAUGCCUCCAAUCAGCUCCAACUAUUGGGUUCUGGACACGGACUACACAGGAUUCGCAUUCGUGUUCAGCUGUUUCCCCGUCAGCGAUAACAUCAAAGGAGAAAACUACUGGUUGCUUUCGAGAACCACUGAAUUGCCGGCAAAUGCGCAGGAUCGCGUUGAAGAGCUUACCGAAAAGUUCCUGAUUCGGCGCCAUAUCAGAGUUACCAAGCAUGAUCUUUAUUUCUGCGUUAACGAAGGAAGUACGGAAUCUACGGAAACUACGGAAACCACGGAAGCUCCUGAAACUACGGAUGCUAUGGAACCCGGAGAAAGUCCUAACUCACAUGCCAAGGUCGAAGAUAAGCGAAGCAAGCGGGUCUACCCUUAAACACUGCCACGGAAAUUAAACCAAG
Messenger RNA from Ochlerotatus camptorhynchus, 808 nucleotides. Its product is annotated as apolipoprotein D-like. The transcript is spliced from 4 exons. Gene Ontology annotation, cellular component: cytoplasm. Gene Ontology annotation, biological process: lipid metabolic process; response to reactive oxygen species. The record is from RefSeq and is a predicted model, not a curated record. NCBI's taxonomy places the organism in Eukaryota, Metazoa, Arthropoda, Insecta, Diptera, Culicidae. Gene Ontology annotation, molecular function: pigment binding. The coding region runs from base 55 to 783 and encodes 242 amino acids.